AUGUCUUCUGUUUCUAUUUCCGCCUCCGCCUCUCCCUCCUCCAACCUCCUCCCAUCUUCUUCUUCUCCUUCCUCCGAAUCUCGUCUGCGGCCUCUCCGUCGUCUAAGUCAACUACGUGCCUACACGCAAAAUCAUUUCUCUUUCCCUUCACCGCAACCCAGUGCCGCCUCCGCCUCGUCCUCCUCCUCGUCGACCAACAGUCAGCGAGUUUCACGUCGUCAUACUCUCGGUAAUCGAGUUUCUUGGUUUUCAGCCGCCUCCACCGGACCCGAUCUUUCGUCCACCACAGUGGAGACUUCCAGCCGGGCCCCAUGUCCGGAAACUGAACAUCAGUCCACGUUCGCCCGCUAUAGCUCGGUUUUUUUCCCCAGCUACCGUGGCCUCGAACUCGACUUGCGCUCCCAACCAUCAUCACCCACCGAAUCGCCCAACUCACCUACUCCUCGCAACGAGACUCCCGGCAAUCACACACGAGGAAUAAUGGCGCGACCCCGAGGUUCGUCACAAGCUGUCAAUGCAAGGCCCAACGGCGAGGUGUCGAGCGCAGGGAGCCUUCACCCUGGCGCCCUUGAGAGCCCCGAUCCAGUAGUGUCCGAAAGCCCUUCCGCUGCCUCCCCGCGACCGAAACAAAAAGCCACCAUCCGCUUCUUUCCUCACCAAGACUCGCAUGCAAGCAGCCGCCCUUCGUUGCCCUUCAUUCCAAUUUCUCGCACAUUACCAUCCGAGAGUUGUGUCAUUCGCGUCGGUCGAUAUUCGGAGCGGGAUGGCACGCCAGUGGCAAAUCCCACGGAGCCCUCCGAUGCCCCGGUCGGGUUCAAAUCCAAGGUCGUGAGUCGCAAACAUUGCGAGUUCAUGUAUCUGAACGGACAGUGGCAUGUUAAGGAUGUCGGAAGUUCGUCGGGCACCUUUCUCAACCAUAUGCGACUGAGCCAGCCAAAUAUCGCCUCCCGGUUGUACACCAUCAAGGAUGGGGAUAUCGUGCAGCUAGGCAUUGACUUUCGAGGUGGCGAGGAAAUGAUAUUUCGCUGUGUCCGUAUCCGGAUUGAAUGUAACCGAUCCUGGCAACAGCAGCCCAAUGAAUUCAACAAAAAUACCGAGAACCUCAUCAAGAAUCUUGGCAAGGGGGAUACCGCGGACUACUCAGGAUGCCGAGAAUGCUCCAUCUGCCUGGGUUCUGUUUUGCGCCCUUAUCAGUGCUUGUUCAUGGCCGCCUGCGCCCACGUCUGGCACUACAAGUGUGUCAGCCGGUUGAUUCAUACACCCGACUACCCUAUGUUCCAAUGCCCCAAUUGCCGCGCCUACACCGAUCUUAGUGCAGAGGUAGACGACACCAACGACUUCGAGGAGCAAGAGGAAUCGAAAUCCGCUGCGGAAGACAAGCCGGAUGCUCCUGAACUCGCUCAGUCGGAGACACACCACCCCCAGCCGGAACCCAACGCUGCCAUCCCAUCCUCGCGAACCUCAGGUGACGAACGUCGGCUCGAGCCAAGUCUUCCCGUGGAGGCGGGACUCGCCGCAAAUAUCGAGAACAUGCGGCUUCGAGAUCUGGACGCGUCGGACGAUAAUUCCUCGCACCCGCCGGCGCCGACAUCGAAUCCCAACCCUGGCCUGUCCAGCGCCCACAGUGACAUGCCAGGCUGGCAGUCUUUGACCCAGUCCCCUUCAUCCGCCCAGACUCGGCAGGCCCAGUUGCGUGCUGAAACGCCUGUGCGCUCCGAUUCGUCGGAUGAGAAUCCGUUGACGCCGUUGAACGACUCAGGGCCUUUGGCCCUGGACGGCCGGGCUGCGAUGCCCUAGUCAGUCCAGCUCCCUGCGUUCUGGGUAGUUGGCUUACUGGGGUGGAAUUGCUCCCGCCACUUUUGCAUGCGGAGGCAAUUCUCUGGUCGUCGCUGCAAUUUUCGCGCUCUCUUUUAUUUAUCUGUUCGCAUUUCGUUCAAGCCAGUGUCAUCCUCGUCGUCUUCAAUUUCUCUUUUUGUGUCUUUUUUUCAGCCCAAGCAUUGAGCAUCGCGGUCCAACCCGUGGAUAUGACUUAUACCCAUUUUGAAGCAACCCUUUCUUUCAUUUUCACAUCCGACCCUGCAGAUGACAUUAUUCGAGGCAGCAGUUAUGCAAGUCGUCUUGGCCUUUAGGACGAAUCUGCAGGAUAUACUGCAUUCAGAGAAUGGCCGGGGUCGGAUUGUCUCUUAUUUUCCACAUCCAAUCGGCGCUUUCGGCGCAAGUGUAUAUAGCAGUAGUCCAGUCGUGACACCCAUGCAUAGUG
Messenger RNA from Aspergillus saccharolyticus JOP 1030-1, 2260 nucleotides. Its product is annotated as FHA domain protein. NCBI's taxonomy places the organism in Eukaryota, Fungi, Ascomycota, Eurotiomycetes, Eurotiales, Aspergillaceae. The coding region runs from base 1 to 1797 and encodes 598 amino acids. The transcript is spliced from 3 exons. Gene Ontology annotation, cellular component: mitotic spindle pole body; cytosol; ubiquitin ligase complex. The record is from RefSeq and is a predicted model, not a curated record. Gene Ontology annotation, molecular function: ubiquitin protein ligase activity; protein binding. Gene Ontology annotation, biological process: mitotic spindle assembly checkpoint signaling; ubiquitin-dependent protein catabolic process; negative regulation of septation initiation signaling.